This is a messenger RNA of Maudiozyma saulgeensis, 687 nucleotides long. The record is from the annotation of a GenBank genome assembly. Lineage: Eukaryota; Fungi; Ascomycota; Saccharomycetes; Saccharomycetales; Saccharomycetaceae.
AUGUACGCCAAGACUGCCCUUUUCCUAGCCGCUGCCGCUCUAGCUAACGCUCAAACCGCUUCUCAAUUAGCUGAACUAAACGUUAUCUUAGAUGAUGUUAAGAACAACUUGAGUGACUACAUGGGUUUGGUUACCGCUGGUACCAUCUCUCUAGCUGAUCUACCAGCUGGUGUUCUAGACAUCGGUAUGGCUCUAGCUUCCGCCACUGACGACUCUUACACUACUCUAUACUCUGAAGUCGACUUCGAUGCUAUUGCUCCAUUCUUAACUGCUCUACCAUGGUACUCUUCCAGACUAGAAGCUGAACUAGCCACCAUCACCGGUGUUGCUUCUUCUUCCGCUGCUGCCACUUCUUCCGCUGCUGCCACCUCUUCCUCUGCCGCUGCUUCUUCUUCUGCUGCUGCUUCCUCUUCUGCCGCUGCUUCCUCUUCUGCCGCUGCUUCUUCCUCUGCCGCUGCUUCCUCUUCCGCCGCUGCUUCUUCUUCUGCUGCUGCCACCACCUCUUCUGCUAAGGCUUCCACCACUGCUGCUUCCACCACCAAGGGUUCCGCUGCUGCCAUCUCUCAAAUCACUGACGGUCAAAUCCAAGCUACUGCUUCCGUUACUGCUCAAACCGCUAACGGUGCUGCCAAGGCUGUUGCUGGUCUAGGUGCCGGUGCUCUAGCCGCUGCUGCUCUAUUGUUAUAA